AUGAAGUUCGCCAAGGAGCUCGAACGAGAAGCUGUGCCUGAAUGGCGCAUCAAGUAUCUUAAUUACAAGGUCGGGAAGAAACACAUCAAAGCCGUUGGAAGAGCUCUGGCGCGCACUACUGGAACGCCCAGAGGUAUCAGACCGAUACGCACAAACACUUUCACAUCUCCUCAAACGCCGCGACAACCCUUUACUAGAGAAAACACUGCCCAAGGCUCAGCGACGAUCGCAUCUCCAUCAGCCGUUGCACCACCAAGAUCAAUUCCUACUCCCAAAACCCCAGGGCGCGAAAAUGAGUCACUCAAAGAAUCCAGCGAUAACCGCCAUUAUGGAAGCUUCGUUGAGACGCCCCCAGAGCCGUCGCCCAUGGACGACCAUGAGCCCAAACAUCGCGAUUUUCAACUACCUGCGCCCGCGCUGACAGUCCACGAACACGACGAUGUUCACGACAACGACCUUCCAGGAUCUCCUGCCACGACUGGGCCCUCAGAUCACAUGCAACGAAGCACACGGCGAAUGGAUCCUCGACGAACAUCAUCAGCCAGUGUUGUAACCAGAACACCCCAAAUCCCUGGAGAAAACGCCAAAGACUCACCUUCUCACCUGCGACGACUAUUCACCCACCAAUCGACCAAAAGUGGCGGAAGAGAUACCGACAUGCAGAAUUUCGACCUAGUUCGAGAGAGGGAGCGCGAAUUCCUUGACUUUCUCGACACAGAAUUGGAGAAGGUCGAGGGCUUCUACAAGAUGAAGGAAGAACAGGCUGGCCAAAGGCUCGACAUUCUGAGGAUACAGCUACACGAGAUGCGAAACCGACGAAUUCAGGAAAUGGCCGACGAACUUGUUCGCGAGGCGAAUCCUCCAAAGAAAGGAGCUCACGAGAAUGGCAACGGCAAGCUUAAUGGACUUAUGGACCCCAUCAAGGCCAAGAUCUUUCCUGUUGGGCCCAACUCCAAGGCUUUGCAAAAGAUGAGUCUCACCCCUAAUGUCAACGGUGCUCUGCAGGCCGAUGCGGAAAGAGACUACAUCCGUCGUCCGCAUCAGCACGAAGUCCCGUAUCGCACAGCAAAGCGAAAACUCAAGCUUGCCCUUCAAGAGUUUUACCGUGGGCUGGAGCUGCUCAAGUCAUACGCUUUACUCAACCGCACCGCCUUCCGCAAGCUUAACAAGAAAUACGACAAGGCUGUCAAUGCCAGGCCCGCUUACCGCUAUCUCAAUGAGAAGGUCAACCAAUCAUGGUUCGUCAACAGUGAUGUUCUCGAAGGACACAUCAGGACAGUGGAAGACCUCUAUGCCCGUUACUUUGAGCGAGGCAAUCACAAGUUGGCUGCUGGUAAGCUCCGCAGUUUGAACAAGAAGCCUGAAGACCAGUCCAUUGGCAUGUUCCAGAAUGGUCUGCUCAUCGGAACUGGCGCAGUGUUCGCCAUCCAAGGUCUCAUCUAUGGAGCACAGCUUCUAUAUGAUGAAGAUGACCAACUUCGCCUUCGGACAAGCUAUCUCAUGCAGAUUUACGGAGGCUAUUUCCUUAUGCUCUAUCUGUUCUCGCUCUUUUGCAUCGACUGCAUGCUUUGGAACCAGAACAAAGUCAACUACCCCUUUAUCUUUGAGUUUGACCAACGGCAUCAUCUGGACUGGAGAGAGCUGGCUCAGUUCCCCAGUUUCUUCUUCCUCGUGUUGGGUCUCUUCAUGUGGGUCAACUUUAGCAGAUACGGCGACCCUGAUAUGUAUAUUUAUUACCCGGUUAUUCUUAUCUUCUUCACUGUUGUUAUUCUAUUCUUUCCGGCACCCACGAUAUUGCAUAGAAGUCGGCGAUGGUUUGCCUAUUCUCAUUGGCGAUUGCUUUUGGCUGGACUCUACCCCGUUGAGUUCCGUGACUUCUUUCUUGGAGAUAUCUACUGCUCGCUUACAUAUGCUACUGCGAACAUUGAACUUUUCUUCUGUUUAUACGCACACUACUGGCAGAACCCCGUCCAGUGCAACUCCAGUCACUCUCGUGCUCUUGGGUUCUUGACAGCUCUUCCACCCAUCUGGCGAUUCUUGCAAUGCCUCCGUCGAUAUAAAGAUACACGCAAUGCCUUUCCACACUUGGUCAACGGUGGCAAGUAUACAGCGACCAUCAUAUCUGCCGUUAUGCUUUCCAUGUACCGCAUACACAACUCAACGACUCACCUGGCACUGUUUAUCACAUUUUCGACCAUCAACAGUGUUUACUGCUCUUUCUGGGAUCUGUUUAUGGAUUUCUCCCUUAUUCAACCCGGAUCGCGACAUUGGGGUCUUCGAGACAUUCUUGCCCUCAAACGUCGAUGGUGGUAUUAUUUCAUCAUGGUGGUCGAUCCUAUCCUGCGAUUUGCCUGGAUCUUCUAUGCCAUUUUCACCCACAACACUCAGCAUUCGACUAUCGUCUCUUUCAUGGUGGCCUUUAUGGAAGUCACCCGUCGUGGCAUGUGGACAUUAUUCCGCGUGGAGAACGAACACUGCAGUAAUGUAUCUCAGUAUAAGGCCUCCCGCGACGUGCCCCUACCUUACACCAUCGAGCCCCUCAUGGCUCGUGCCAGCACCGACGGUUCCGCCGCUGCUCAGGAAACCGAAGGCACUGCCGGCGUUGGUUCUUUCGAGGAGCCUUCUCGCCAAGGUACAGCCGAGUCGACUGGUGUGUCUCUUGGACAGGCAGAAGAAGGCGUUUCUCGACGCAGGGCAGGAACAGGGGCACCGCCGCCUCCAAGACGCACAUUCUCACGCAUGCUUGCCGAAGCGCAUAAGCAGGACUUUGAGAAGAAGCGCCGCCCGCUGGAGAAAACCCACGAAGACCCGACUGCCGAACUGGAGCAGUCUGACGACGAGGAUGACGCCGACGAGGCCGUUAGUCUCCUAGAGAUGUCCGAAGCUGAAGAUCUAGCAAGGGCGACGAGCUCUAGAUACCGUUGA
Fusarium graminearum PH-1 is the source of this 2925-nucleotide messenger RNA. RefSeq lists its product as uncharacterized. The transcript is spliced from 5 exons. The record is from RefSeq and is a predicted model, not a curated record. Gene Ontology annotation, biological process: phosphate ion transport; cellular response to phosphate starvation. Lineage: Eukaryota; Fungi; Ascomycota; Sordariomycetes; Hypocreales; Nectriaceae. Gene Ontology annotation, cellular component: cytoplasm; Golgi apparatus; plasma membrane. Gene Ontology annotation, molecular function: inositol hexakisphosphate binding. Bases 1 to 2925 code for a protein of 974 amino acids.